UGGGCGGGAGCGUACCCACGGGCACGUGUCGUUUUUAAAGAUGCUUCAGACGUUCUUGGGACCGGUGCAGACGCGUUUCUCUUUGCGGGCGCGGUAUAACGUUUGCCAAACCCGUUCAGGCAUUUUUUUUUUGCACCAGUUAAACCCUCUUGAAUAAUAGCGAGUUUGGGCAAUUAAAACCUUUGCACGGAACUUUUACUUUUCCCGCGCUGCUUUGGGCACGCUCAGGCGUCAGCGAACUCUGGAGGCCGUCGACGACCCUUUUGAGCAGCACUUUCUAAGGGGACUCCAGAAAUCCCAGACUGCUGCAAGCUGAUGCGUCCUGCUUGCCAUGGAGGGGGGGUGCCCAAGGACCAUGCCGCGGUGCCCAUCCUCGCCUGGGUUUCCCCAAAAGGAGAGAGAACCGGGCCCUGCAGCAGCCGGGAGUCUCUUGGAGGAGUUACGGCAGGAGGCGACCUGCCCCAUCUGCCUGGACUUUUUAAAAGAGCCCGUGAUCGUGGGCUGCGGGCACGGCUUCUGCCAGGCCUGCAUAACCCAGUGGUGGGAGGAGAUGGACGCCCCUUCUUGCCCUCAGUGCCGAAAGGUGUUCCAGCAAGAGACCUUCGUGCCAACCCGGCAGCUGGCCAACGUCGUGAUGUUCGUCAAGAAAGCUCAAGGGGGGAAAGGAGCCAAGGGGAAAAAGUGGGGUAGGUGCGAAAGGCACCAGAAGCCCCUGAAGCUCUUCUGCCACGAGGACCAAGUCGCCAUCUGUUUGGAGUGCGGCACGUCCCUGGGCCACCGAAACCACCAUUUCCUUCUCAUGGAGGUGGUUUUCCUGGAGUACCGGGAAAAGAUCCAUGCCCAGCUUCAGGGUCUGGAACGUGAGAAAGAAGAGCUGAAGAAAGAGAAAAAGGCGGAGGACCAGAGGAGCCGGAUCUUUUGGGCCCAGUUGGAGUUAGAGAAGCAGCAGACCAGGUCGGCCUUUCAGCAGAUGCGGCUUUACCUCGAAGAACAAGAGCGGCUCAGGUUGUGCCAACUGGAGAAGAUGGAGGGAGAGAUGGAGAAGAGAGACAGAGAAAGCCGGGCCAGGUUCUCAGAGGAAAUCUCCGAUCUCAAUCGCCUCGUCGCAGAGCUAGAGGGCAAGGGUCAGCAGCCGGAAACCGUAUUUGGGCAGGAUCCCAGAACUAUAUUGAACAGAUGUGAGAAGAAGCCCGGAAAGCAAUUGGUCAAACUUCCUCCCAUACUGGAACAGAACCUCAGGAAUUACUCGAGACAGACGCCUGAUUUACAGAAGGCCCUCAAGGAAUGUGAGGAGUCCCUGGACAAAGCGCUGGCCAAACUACUGACUAACGUGAACGUGACUUUGGAUCCGGAAACGGCACAUCCCAAACUCAGGGUGUUUUCGGAUCUGAAGACAGUGAUGCGAUUGCAGAUAGCAGAGAACCGUCCCUUAAACCUUGAGAGAUUUGAUACUCUAGAAAGUGUGCUAGGCCAUGAAAAAUUUACCUCAGGAAGACACUUGUGGGAGGUGGAUCUGAGGAACGGACUGUCGUGGGCUGUGGGGGUGGCCAGAGAGUCUGUCAAGAGAAAGGGAAAUAUCACACUUAAUCCUGAGGAGGGAUUCUGGGUUUUGCAGGCCACAGACGACCUUGAUAGUCGUUAUAAUUUAUGCUGUCAGAUCUACGCUUUGACUUCCUCUCAGUCGGUUCUUGUAUCUGACAGCUGUCUCCAAAAGAUCCGGAUACUCCUGGACUAUGAAAAGGGCCUUGUGGAGUUUUUUUCUGGCGCUGCAAAUGAAAAGCUCUUUGCCUUCCCUCCAACCUCAUUCUCUGGGGAGGUUCUCCGUCCCUAUUUCUUCAUUGGGGAAGGAACCAGGCUGGAGUGCUGCUGAAUCCAGAGAAGAGCAGUCACCAGGAUGGGCUCCAUAACCCUUGAAAAUGGUUUCCUUUUGCCCGAUAACAAUGAUAUGCAUGGAAUUAAAGUAUCGUAUGGAUC
Heteronotia binoei (common prickly gecko) is the source of this 1974-nucleotide messenger RNA. RefSeq names its product E3 ubiquitin-protein ligase TRIM39-like. NCBI's taxonomy places the organism in Eukaryota, Metazoa, Chordata, Lepidosauria, Squamata, Gekkonidae. The coding region runs from base 332 to 1870 and encodes 512 amino acids. Gene Ontology annotation, molecular function: protein binding; zinc ion binding. The record is from RefSeq and is a predicted model, not a curated record. The transcript has a single exon.